Messenger RNA from Plenodomus lingam JN3, 1272 nucleotides. RefSeq lists its product as uncharacterized. The record is from RefSeq and is a predicted model, not a curated record. Lineage: Eukaryota; Fungi; Ascomycota; Dothideomycetes; Pleosporales; Leptosphaeriaceae. Gene Ontology annotation, molecular function: 5-methyltetrahydropteroyltriglutamate-homocysteine S-methyltransferase activity; zinc ion binding.
AUGGAGAAAAUCUCGGGCGAUUGUCUUUCCUCCUCUCUUUUCUUCUUGUCGAUUCACUCCGUGGAUUCUGCCCUUUACUGUCAACACGCUGCAACUUGUAUUCCAACUACCAGUAACACUCCACCGUCAACAACCAUGCCUCUCCCUACCGGUGUGUACAGAGCCGACCACGUCGGUUCCUUCCUGCGCCCCAAGAACGUCCUCGAAGCCCGCACCAAAGCCGCCAACGGCGAGAUCAGCGCGACAGAACUCCGCAAAGUCGAAGACGCUGCCAUCUCCGAAGUUGCAAAGAGGCAGAUUGAAAAUGGCCUCCGGUCCAUCACCGACGGCGAGUUCCGCCGCGCAUACUUUCACCUUGACUUCCUAAAACAUCUUGAUGGUAUCGAAGAGAAGGGCCAGGUCGGAAAUAUCAGACACAAGGAUGGCUUCAGCCCGCCAACCCUCGUGGUCAAGGGAAAGCUUGGGCAUCCCAAGGCGAUCCAAGUCGAGGACUUCCGAUUCCUUGAGCAAGCCAUCAAGGAUAAUGGCGGUCAAGCGACAACAAAAGUCUGCAUUCCCUCCCCGACCAUGGUGCACUUCCGCGGUGGCCGCGCCAGCAUCGACGUCUCCGCCUACCCCGACCUCGACAUCUUCUUCGCAGAUCUCGCUCGCGUAUAUCAAGAGGAACUCGCCUCCCUGUACGAAGCUGGCUGCCGCUUUGUACAGCUAGAUGACACCAACCUGGCCUACCUGUGCGACCCGGACAUGCGCAAAGCUGCCGAACAAGAGCGCAACGAGGACCUGUCCACCCUUCCUCGCAAAUACGCAGAGUUGAUCAACGCAGCAAUCAGCAAGCGUCCCGCCGACAUGAAGAUCGGUAUCCAUCUUUGCCGUGGCAACUACCGCUCUAAAUGGUUCGCGUCAGGUGGCUACGAACCCGUCGCAGAGGUCCUGUUCAAGGAGCUCAACGUGGAUGCCUACUUCCUCGAGUAUGAUGAUGCGCGGUCCGGCGACUUCAGCCCGCUGCGCCAUCUCCCAGAACACAAGGUUGUUGUGCUGGGUGUUAUGAGCAGUAAGAAGAACACGCUGGACGAUAAGGAAGAGAUCAUCAAGAGGCUUAACGAAGCCGCGGCUAUUGCACCAAAGGGCCUGGACCAACUCUGUGUGAGCCACCAGUGUGGGUUCAGCAGUACGGCUGAGGGCAAUGAGUUGACAGAGGACGAGCAGUGGGCAAAGGUUAGGCUGAGUGUCGAGAUUGCAAAGAGUGUCUGGGGUGAGGAUUUGACGAAAUAA